ACGUCACCGGAAAUAUACAUCUAUACUUCCGGUCGCCGCGCGCGCCGCGGUGGGCAGCUACAUACAGACUGAUUGAUUAGUUGGACGUCUCUCAGUUGAAUCUGUGGAGCCCCGCAAAAUAAGAUGAUGGGGCCGCUCUCCGGGCUGGGCCAGUGAUGAAACCUGCUCCUUCAGAAGUGUGCACUGCAGUAAAAAGGAUACCGUUUGCGUCCAGAAUAUUUCUUUCUCCAGCACCAAUUUUCUGUCUCCUGUGACCAUGGCAAUAGCAUUGAGAAGAGCUGUGUGGUCCAGUACUAUGUGGAUGCAUGUAGCAACAUUCAGUAGGCAGGCCUCAGUACAGAAUGGAGCAGUGCAUUGUGCUCGCCAUAAAUCUACAUAUUCAGUCCUUCCAGAAGACUAUAACUGUAAAGUGGAACUUGCCAUGACAUCGGAUGGAAGGACAAUUGUCUGCUACCAUCCUUCAGUUGAAAUUCCAUAUGAGCACACACAGCCCAUACCUCGACCAGAUCCAGUGGAUAACAAAGAAGAAACACACGAUCAAGUGCUGAAAUCUAGAUUGGAAGUGAAGGAGCUAAAGAAUAGCAAAGGUCCUACAUUUGAGGAGCUCAGCAAAAUGUUUUAUACAACAAAACAUCGCUGGUACCCUGUCGGACAGUAUCACAGAAGACGCAAGAAACUCAAUACUCCUAAAGACAGAUGAUUACAAUAAUUUGUGUCUCUGCUCUGUGUCAUUAUCCAUACUGGAAAUAAACCACAAAAACAGGAGUUUUGCUGAUCAA
Molecule: messenger RNA, 779 nt
Organism: Mauremys mutica (yellowpond turtle)
Lineage: Eukaryota; Metazoa; Chordata; Testudines; Geoemydidae
Gene: MRPL42
Product: mitochondrial ribosomal protein L42
Exons: 6
Coding region: 257-700 (147 amino acids)
Cellular component (GO): mitochondrial large ribosomal subunit
Source: RefSeq, a predicted model, not a curated record